CCUGCCGUCACUUCAUAAAUCCAACGGUUCAGAUCUGCCUAUCGCUCGUGCUUAUCACUCGUCUCUUUCCUCACUCCAGACUCUCCUCUCCGUGUCUUUGUUUCUGUUUCGCUCUCUAAAAAACAUGGCGGCUUGUAUCGUUGAUCAUCUGCAACACUCUUCACUGUCAAUCUGAUCUCUGUAUAUAUUACCAAAUUUACACUCUUUUAGCACAAUAUUAGACCCGUAACAUACAAUCAACAACUUUUUGUUUUUUUGGAUUCUUAAUAUUUUUGUGUUUGAUGGGUUCUUCGUUUUGAUCAACCGUAAUAACUUUUGCGAACCUUAAACACAAACCCAGCUCAAUUUUAGCUAUUCUCAGCAAAAAAUUAGCUCCAAGUUUCAAUCUUUACGCUCACAUCUAAUGAUCACAGACACUUAUUCGCAGAUUUUGCCUGAUAUAUCAAUGCGAUCAAUGCUUAAAAACGAGGAUUUGGGCAAACUGAUUAGAGAGCAAAGGCUACAACAAGAGGCAGCGAGUGACAGAGAGAAAGAACUUAAUAUUAACCGAAGUGGGUCUGCCCCACCCACUGUAGAAGGGUCUUUAAACUCGAUUGGAGGUUUGUUUGAUGCUACUGGCUUAGCUGGUAUAAAAAAGAACAGCAAAGGUGGGUUCUUGAGCGAGGAGGAGAUAAGGUCUGAUCCAGCUUACGUUAAUUAUUAUUACUCUAAUGUUAACUUGAAUCCAAGAUUGCCGCCUCCUUUGUUGUCGAAGGAGGAUUGGAGGUUUGCACAGAGAUUACACGGUGGUGGAGUUAAUUCUGUGGUUGGGGAUAGAAGGAAGGGAAGUAGAGGUGGCAACAAUGAAGGGAACAGGUCACUUUUCGCGGCGCCGCCAGGGUUUGGAGGAGGGAAGGAGGAGAAUGGAAAUGGUGGAGGAGUGGAGUGGGGAGGAGAUGGGCUGAUUGGAUUGCCUGGGUUGGGCCUAGGAAGCAGGCAAAAGAGCAUUGCAGAAAUCAUUCAGGAUGAUAUGGGCCAUGCAAAUCGCAUCUCAAGGCAUCCUUCUCGUCCAGCUAGUCGCAAUGCUUUUGAUGAUAAUAUAGAAGCUACUGACACCCAGUUUUCUGACCUUCAUGAUUUAGCAUCUGCUGAUGCUUUGCGCUCUGUUGCGAAUAAACAGGGUGUUCCUGUGGUCCCAAAUGUUGGUGCAACAGGUUCUCAUACCUAUGCUUCUGCUUUAGGUGCUUCCUUGUCACGAAGCACUACACCUGACCUUCAACAUGUAGCAAGAGCUCCUAGUCCUCGAAUUCCACCUAUUGGGGGUGGCAGAUCCAAUUCUGUAGACAAAAGAGAAUCGAGCGGUUCAAACUCAUUCAAAGGUGUCUCAUCAAGCUUGAAUGACUCUGCUGAGCUAGUAGCUGCUCUGUCUGGAUUGAAUCUGUCAACAGUUGAUGAAGAGAGUCACUCAAUAUCGCGAAGCCAACAUAACAUUGAUGAUCACCAUAAUCUCUUCAAUUUGCAAGGUGACCACAACCUGAAUCACGUCAAGCAACAGCCAUUUUUGAAUAAGUCUACUUCAUCUAUUAAUUCCUAUCUUAAUGGGCCCUCAACACCAACUCUUAAUGGCAGAGGAGGCUCCCCUUCUGACCACCAUAAUGUUGAUAACGUGAAUUCUGCAUUUGCAAACUUUGGCUUGAGUGGGUAUCCUAUGAACCCUUCAUCUCCAUCCAUGAUGGGAAGCCAGCUUGGGAGUGGUGGUUUACCACCGUUAUUUGAAAAUGUUGCUGCUGCAUCUGCACUGGGAGGAACUGGGUUGGAUUCUAGAUCAUUGAAUGCAUUGGGACCAAAUUUAAUGGCUGCUGCUCCAGAAUUACAGAAUCUCAGCAGAGUUGGAAAUCACGCUUCAGGUAAUGCUCUUCAGGUGCCCCUUAUGGAUCCCUUGUAUCUUCAGUACCUGAGAUCAAAUGAAUAUGCUGCUGCGCAGCUUGCAACUCUCAAUGACCCUUCUAUGGAUAGGGAGUAUCUUGGUAAUUCAUACAUGGAUUUACUUCAAAAAGCUUACUUAGGAGCAUUGGUUUCUCCUCAAAAAUCACAGUAUGGUGUUUCCUACCUUGGCAAAUCUGGUAGCUUAAAUCAUAAUUACUACGGUAGCCCAACAUUUGGUCUUGGCAUGUCCUAUCCUGGGAGCCCAAUAGGGGCUCCCCUUCUUGCGAGUUCUCCUAUUGGAUCGGGCAGUCCUGUCAGGCACAAUGACCGAAACAUACGUUUUACUGCUGGGAUAAGUAAUCUGUCUGGAGGUGUCAUGGGAUCUUGGCACUCAGAAUCUGUUGGUAAUCUGGAUGAAAGUUUUCCUUCCUCUUUGCUUGAUGAGUUCAAAAGCAAUAAAACUAAAUGUUUUGAACUGUUGGAAAUAGCGGGUCAUGUUGUUGAGUUCAGUGCUGAUCAGUAUGGGAGUCGAUUCAUACAGCAGAAACUUGAAACUGCUACAACAGAAGAGAAAAACAUGGUUUUCAAUGAAAUUAUGCCCCAAGCCCUUUCCUUAAUGACAGAUGUUUUUGGUAAUUAUGUGAUUCAAAAGUUUUUUGAGCAUGGAUCUGCAUCCCAAAUAAGAGAACUUGCUGACCAGCUAACUGGGCAUGUUUUGACUCUUAGCCUUCAAAUGUAUGGUUGUCGAGUGAUACAAAAGGCGAUAGAAGUGGUUGAACUGGACCAGCAAACAAAAAUGGUGACAGAGCUUGAUGGUCAUAUUAUGCGUUGUGUACGUGAUCAGAAUGGGAAUCAUGUCAUCCAGAAGUGUAUUGAAUGCGUACCUGAAGAUGCUAUACAGUUCAUUGUUUCAACUUUUUAUGAUCAAGUUGUGACACUGUCCACUCAUCCCUAUGGUUGUCGGGUCAUACAGAGAGUCCUUGAGCAUUGCCAUGAUGCUAAAACCCAGCGUAUAAUGAUGGAUGAGAUUUUGCAGUCUGUUAUCAUGUUGGCACAAGACCAGUAUGGAAACUAUGUUGUACAGCAUGUGCUGGAGCAUGGGAAACCGCAUGAACGUUCAGCAAUAAUAAAGAAAUUAACAGGGCAAAUAGUUCAAAUGAGUCAGCAGAAGUUUGCCUCUAAUGUUAUAGAAAAGUGUUUAACAUUCGGUACUCCUGUAGAGCGCCAGGCCCUGGUGGAUGAGAUGCUUGGUACCACUGAUGAAAAUGAGCCUCUUCAGGCUAUGAUGAAAGAUCAGUUUGCUAAUUAUGUUGUACAGAAAGUGCUGGAAACUUGUGAUGACCAGCAACUUGAACUAGUCCUUAAUCGAAUAAAGGUUCACUUAAAUGCUCUGAAGAAGUAUACUUAUGGGAAGCACAUAGUUGCGCGUGUAGAGAAACUUGUUGCAGCAGGAGAGAGGAGGAUUAGCAUCCUUACCCUGCACCCUGCUACGGCUUAGAUGUCAUAGGAGAAGUUGUACAGCUAACUGAGGAUAGUACGAGUGCCUCUUCCUUCUCUUCUUUCUUUUGAUAUCUAGCAAUGGCUCCAUCUAUUUAUUUGGAUAGAUAGGAGCUUAAUGAAAAUAAAAAUUGUCAGUUGUACUUAAAACUGUACAUUGUUAGUUUGAGGAUAUACCUUAGAUUCAGGCUAGCUGAGGGUCAGACGGCGAACAUACUGAUGCUCUUGCAGUUGCAGAGGAGAUAAAAUUUACUGUACAAGUUUUAAGGGUGUAAAAAAAGGAAGGAGGUAGUGGAUUUGUGAUCGCGACUGUACAAAAUAUUUACCUGGCAGAGAUGGCCUUUGUGUUUAGGAGAGUCUGGAAUUUUUGUCAUGUUUGAGAUUGUUUAUUUCUCUUUUUUAAAGAACUCUUUACCCCCAUUUUCAUGGUUUUCAUGGUUGAGAAUGUAUCAUAUGCAGAUUGUUUUUCCUUA
Molecule: messenger RNA, 3875 nt
Organism: Jatropha curcas
Lineage: Eukaryota; Viridiplantae; Streptophyta; Magnoliopsida; Malpighiales; Euphorbiaceae
Source: RefSeq, a predicted model, not a curated record